UGCUAUUUUGCCGCCAUCAAUUUACCGGGUUUAUUCAGCAAUAUGCCAUAAUUUUCAGCCCAUAUCUUAAGACUUGUUUGAUGGACGAAGAACAUUUACAACAAAGCUUGGAACAGUAUAAAGAACAAGUGAGUUUUCACCGUCUAAAAGAAGCAGCUUAUUUACAGGGAUAGCCGCACGACCCCUAAACAAACAUCUGUAGUUCAGACUAAUGUGCAAGUCUCUGUCGAUCUUAGGGCUGGUUUUACUUAAGCUUAUAUUUCUUGCUCUUUUCUUGUUUAUAUGAGUUAAACUUAUAUUAUCCAUUACGGAAUGGGUUUUAUAAAUUGACAUAUAUUUGUGUGAUCAGUUUCUCCAGAUCCAGAAUGUUUUGCAGAAUGUAGGGGAAGAAGGUCAAGAUGAACUUGUCAAGCUGAGGGACGAUCUUGUAGAACUUAUUCAAGUAUCAGAAGGUCGGACAUAUUGCCUCCCUCUUUUUGGUAGACAAAUUAUAAAUCAGUAUUUUUUUACUUGAAUUGUGUCUAAGAAUUGUCUUCAAGACCUUCUUUAUUUAGAUUCAGACAAUUUCAUUGAAGGCUAGCAUUUACAAAAAGUAAGAUAUUAGGUGUCAUUAACAAAGGUGUGGCCAGGAUUUUUCAAAGGGGUGGUUAUGCUGUAUCAAAUGGAAAGUACUUACUAGAUUGUUAUGCUGACCUCCACACCAUGUUUUACAUAAUGUGACAGAAAAAAGCUUACAAAGUGGGAGUCACAGGCACCCCAGGGGAAACCCCCCCCCCCCCAUAGCUACACCCUUGGCUAAGAGUCAGACAUCAAGCUUCUUGUUGUUUUGACAACUUUUAUUUUAUUUAGCAUAAUAAUCAGAUUAAUCUUAGAGUUAUGAAUGAAGUUACUGUAUCACAGCACAGAUCCAUCAAAACUAUGUUAGGAGAGUGCUAUUUUCAUACAUUCCUGUAAUUGUCUGCAAUACUUGUUUUUGGUUUUGUUUUGUUUUGUUUUUUUCAUAGAGAGUCUUUUAUCUCUCAAGAAAAGCAGAUUACUUCAGUUGCUUGACAGUAAGGAAAGUGAACUCAGAGCAGAUCCUCCUGAAACUUUUGAUGAUAGGCCUGGUUUAAAUGAUUCCGAAAAUGAUACUGUAAGUAAUGAGAAGUGCUGAUGCAUUUCCUAGUUAGGAGUGAAUGUUGCCUUAGCACAACACAGCAAAUGAGACAGCCCUUAACAUUAAGUAUUUAAAGACUUUGAAGGCUUUCAAAUGACUUAUCAGUUAAAACUAGGGUCUGUUUACUGUUCAUUAUUUCUCACAUAAAUCUUAAUGAGGAUUCAAGUUCAUUGUGCUAUUUUAAAAGAGUGAUGCCAGCAAAAACUAGAAGCUAAGAAGGGAAGUUAGGCAAAGUGAUAGAAACCAGGUUGACAUUUGAAUAUUUUUAAUUUCAUGAGCAUUAUAAAGUCUCUUACUAAAGAAAGAUUUAUUCAAUAGGUCUUUCACAUUAUCAGGCUUUCCUUCUCAACAAUGUCUUGGGUUAAAGUGAAAUUGCGUAGUUAUCAAAAGUAUAAUUUUGAUGUUUUUUAGAUGACUAUUACUAAAUUCUUUCACAGGAAGUUUUGUAUGCUUUUGUUUAUGCAGUUUCAAAGUACACAAUUAGAAUAUAUUGGUUUUGCUAAUACUUAUCUGGUUUAUAUGAAUAUGUUAAAAUGAUGAUGGUGGAAAGGAACUUGGAAAAAAUGAAGACUCAGUUGAGAUUGAAGAUGACAUCACUGGAAUGAAAUGUCGCAUAUCAUACUCACAGGUUUGACUUCUUUUCAAAAAAAGUAAAGGUAAAAUCUGUAUUUGGGCCAAGUUGUCCAUCCAGCUAGAGCUUAUCGCAGUUCCUUAACAUGAAGCAGCUUGGAGUAUCAAUACCCACCCCUGGAUGAGAUGCUAGUCCAUCGCAAGGUCCCCCCCCCCCAGCAUUUCAUCAGGCUUCUCUUACAGUUGGCCUGAACCCAUUUAUUCUCUUGGGUGGUGGAGAGGCACUGUUUUAGUGAAGCAACACAUUGACUUGAUCAGGUCUCAAACCUGAACCUUUCAACCUGGCCCCAGUCAUUCAAAAGUCAGAUAACACUAUCUGGUGGAUAAAUCUCUAUCUGGUUGAUAAUACCAUACAUUUUGCUAUCACUUAUCCACUGGAUAGUGAUAUCCACCCUUUAUACAACUGGGCCCCGGAGUUCAGCACGCAAAACAUUACAAGGCAGCAUACGUCUCCCACAUCUCAUAAAUUGCUUUUUUGAUGUGUGAGUCCAACGUCUCUUUUUGCAAACCUGGAAAUUUUUGACUGGUAGAAUUAGAAUAUAUAGAUAAUUUUUUUUUAUUGAGGGAAACACAUUUUUGGAAAGCACUUCUUGAACAGAUUCCAAUUUUUUAAGGACUGGGGAGUAAUGGAGCAACACAAUGCUAUGGUUUUUGAUGCAGAUACAUUUACAUUACCUGAUGGUAGAGAAGAAACUAAGGUAUGCACUCAUUACAAAUUCUCAACUUUUGUUCACCCCUCACCUGAAAAUACACACAGAUCAGGUAUUUUCUUGCUCUUGUGACUAGACACAGGUACUGGAAUCUGUCAUGUAUCUCAUGACAUCCUUUCAAUUAAUGUCUAUUAAUUUUGACAUUAUAAUGGUUAAAUCGUAAAAAGGAUCUUAAGAAGUACACAGUUGUUGCUUAUAAAAUAAACAGUGUAAAUUGGGUGGCAGGUUUUAGAGUUUACCUGCAUCAUUGUUGUCUUCUUUCACACCUUAAGUUAUUGACUGAUAUACCAUGUAUAUAACUGGCAAAAGCCUAUGAAAGUAAUAGGUGAAGUUCACCAGCUGUUGGCUCUUACAUUCCUUAUAAUCUUUACAGGUGAGAGUGUUAUUUAUGAACCCCACCCAUAAAUCCAUGGUACCCUGCCCUUAUUUCCUGGACAGCAAAUGCAAAUUUGAUGAUGACACUUGCAGGUUAGUUUUUCUUUCUUUCAAAUAAUAAGGUGUAUUUUGAAUACAGCUAAUCUUUUUUCCAAUAUUGAACCAUAAAUAUGUUAUAUUUGUUUUGAUUUAAACAAAGUACUAUUUGAUAAAUGAAUAAAGGGGGCAGGUUUCAAAAGAAACUGUGGUGCUGUGUGGGUGGGAGAGUAUCGCAGGCUAAUUUAGUAUUAUCAACUGAGUUGAUAACAUAAAUUGGCCAUCAUCAUUCGCUCUGAUGAAGGGCUAAUGCUUGAAACAUCAGCUUUGAAACUCUUUAUGGUGGCUAAUUUACAUUAUCAAUAAAUAUGAUUUUAAUACUGGUAUUGAAUUUCCAUUUACCUUUAACUUUGUUUCUUUGAUUUAUUUCAUUUUAGAUAUUCCCAUGGUUAUGUGGUCUCUAUUGAUGAUUUGAUGUCAUUCAAAGAGCCAGACUUCAGGUAGCUAUUCUGUAUCAGAUUAUUUAUUUCUAUCAAUAGUUUAUAUCUGGUUGAAUUAGACAUUGUGAAACCACUCAAAACCUGUGCAGACAUAUGACCAUAUGCAGACACCCUUACAUUUACAGCUGUAGCUUGAAACUAGUAUUUGCUAAAGGGGGCUCUUUUAGUCAGGUGAGAGCUUUUCAAAAACAUGAGACAAAAGCAAGGAAGGAAAAUUAUCUUCACACUCCCUACUUGUCACUUCUUCUGCUCACUGUUUUUUCUCUUGUUAUAUUUCAUGUGCAUUGUCAUAGCCAAGUACAGUGUGGUCAGUGUUGUUUGGCUAGAUACAAUGAUGGAGUUUGGUACAAGGCCACCAUUCAGUAAGUUCUAAUCAUAAAAAUAACCUUAAUAACAAUGAUAAGAAUGAUUCUGAAUAAUUAUGCUUCUUAAAAUGUUUACAAUUAAUGAUUUUUGGAAAAUAAUAGUACUUAAUGAAUUCCAUAGUCUUUUCCUAUUUCAAUAAUAUUUAAAACCAUUAAUGCACAAAUUAAAAAUGGAGUUCGUUUUUGCACUCAAUCUGAUUGAGUAGAACUGCUCUACAUAUCACUGAUUCAGGCCAAAUUUGACUGCACUAAAACCAACUACAGUGAGGAACAUGAGGAUAAUGAUAAUAAUAAUAAUAAUAAUAAUAAUAAUAAUAAAUGAUGAUGAUUAUGUCAUUUGUGUCAUUAACUGGAAAGAAAAUAAUAACUAUUAAUUGAUACCCACUCGUGCUCUCUGAUGACCAUGACUGCUAAAUAAACUUCUCUAAGUGUUAUGUUGUUGUUAUUAUUGUUAUUAUUAUUAUUGUUACAAUUUUUCAGGUCAAUAGAUUAUGAGGCUCAUACAUUUGUUGUUCACUAUGAUACAUACAACUCAGAUGCUACACUAGGCAUAACUGAGAUUCUUCCUUUAGGUGAGUGAAAGACAACCAUAUCAAAGGAAAAACUGCUGACAAAAUAAAUUGGAAAACCCAGAAGGAAUUAUACUUUGAAGUAUACUUUAACUAUUAGCUAUUUCCUUUGUACCAAUGAGAUGCCAGGAUAUUUACAUGCUAAUACAAUUCUCUCUCAUCCUAUGAUAUGAUAUUUAAAUAUUCUUGGAAUAUCGUGAAAAUUUCAAAUAGCACAGUCUAUUCAACAUGAAGUACUCUCUGAAUAUUAAUAAUUAAUAUUUAAUUAUUAAUUAUUUCAUUGCAUUUUUAGUAAUGUGUGGUUUUCUUUACAUGUUACAAAAUUAUCACCAUACCUUGCAUUCUUCAGAGACUUAACACCAGCAUAUUCCAAAAGGCAUUUUGAGUUUUCUAACUAGCAAUCUUUUUAAUAAAGGGUGUUGCAGAAUUUCUAUGUUAUGUCUAUGUUGUGUUUAAUUUGUGGAACUUUGUGUCUGGUGUUGUAUGUCUUAUACCUAAUAAUUAAGUAUAUAAUUUGUACAUCACAGACCAAAGAGAUUCUGAGAAUGUGUCAGACAGCGAUCUUUCAAGUUUGUCUAGUGACAAUGAGGAGGUUGAUGAAGAUCAGGUUGCUGUAGUGCAGCUGGCAUGCAAACCAUCAGGGGGUCCUGUUUGUCUCGGAGAGUGGGAACAACACACAAAAGUAAGCCUGGUUUUCCUGUACUAUUUCUGACUUAUAGUAGAAGACCUCAGCCCAAGGUUCCAAAAUACUAAAAUAGAUAUGAAUUCCUAGCUUACUGGAAUGAGAAGAGCCUUGAAGAGAAGUCAUUUGUUUUAGAGUGAAAUGUGGCAAGCCUUAUUUCAUACUAUAACAUCAUAACCAACAUGUAGCUGAUGACCUCAGAAACGAUGAAAGAUAAUGGAAUUUAUAAUCCUAACAUUAACAAAACUAGCCAGAAGAGACUAUAAUUUUUCCUUUGGAAAACUCCAAGUGUUGCUUUUUUAAUCCAGGAUAUAAAAGAUUACUGAAAAGUUUUUGUUUGUUUUCAGGGCAUUGGUUCAAAGCUUAUGACCCAAAUGGGUUAUGUGUUUGGGUAUGUUGAUGUUGUGGCACAAUUAAAUCAUUGUUUGAAAUGAUACUUUCUUUUGUCUCAAACCUGUAUCAGGUUCAAGGGAUAGACUUUCUUGGGUUUACUGGCCUAAUAACCCACUCAGGGUGUUGAUAGAACAAUGAAGUAGUUGGUAAAUUACUUACCUUUGGCUUGUGACUCACCAACCCUACUAAUGUUCUCCCAAUACCCCAAGUCAAAGUUUAUGCCAGUAAACUGAUAGAAAGUGCAGUUAAUAUCUAAAAUUAAAAAGCAUUUUACCCCCCAGUAGGUCUUACGCUACUUUGACCAAAACACUACAAUCUGAAACAUAGUAGAAAAAUUUUAGAAGGACUUUGCACAUUUUUCUUUUGUUUGUUUAUGGCAGCAAAGGACUUGGAAAGGAUGGAAGUGGCAUUGUAGAGCCAGUUGAAGCAGUUGUAUUACCUCAAGGUAAGACAGCAUAAUUCAAGACCUCUGUUUUGAUUGAUAUACAGGUAUAUCUGAGGUAUAAAUGAGUAAUUUAAGAUGUUAACAAUGAUUACAAUCAUUACAAUUUCCUCAAAUGUCACUAGGGCUGAAUGGCUUUUUCCAGACCACUUCAAGUCCAUGCAUCCAGCCCUACACACCUCAGCUUUCACUAUGAUUUUCUCUGGAAUUGGGUGUGCUGGGCUCAACAGUUCAUUUGAUAAUGAUCAAUAUGAUUAUUAUUAUAAUUAUCUUUAAUAAUUAUUAUUAUUAAUAGUAGUAGUAGUAACUUUAUUUAUUAAUGAAUUUAACCUUCUUUUUCUUUGGGAAUGUACAAGACUUAAAGAUAGGAUUUCCCAUCUAAAGCCAAUAAAUUAACCAUUAUUACCAUUCAUUAUCGAAAUCAUGCAUCAUUUAAUGUCAUCAUGAUCAUCAUCACUACUGACUGAGAAAUAUUGUUAACCUUGCUUGAUAAAGUUCCAAAGGAAAGUGAGGAAAAUGAUUCACAAGUCAACAUAAAUAUAACCAAUAAUGUUACCAAAUGCUUAAUGAUAAACAAGCAAAAAGCAACAACAUUUGUGGGUCUUUCAGGAAAGUCACUUGAUCAGAUAGCAGAACUCAGAGAAAAAAACAAACUGCCAAAAGUAGGAGGGAAGAAGAGGCAAAAACCAUCUAAAGUAAAAAGUGUUAAGUUACCAGAAAGAGUGAGUACCAGUAUUUAUAACAUAUUUAUUUUGUUGAAUUCAAAGUGAAUGUUUUCUUGGCAACUUAAUGGUAAUUUUUAUAACAGUGCCAACUAAUGGAUACUGUGUAGGUAUUGUUAACCAUGACAAUUACCAACUCCCCAACCAUACCUGAAAAUACAUCAGUCCAUUAUAUACCAAUUGUGGUGAAUUGGCCCAAGACAAAUAUGAAGCCCCUUAAAAUAUUUUAAGAACACCAUGGCACACCCAUAAUACAGCCAUCUUCAUUGAGCAAGCUUAGUCAUUAUUACAAGGAUUAACUAUUUGGCAAAAAAUGUUGCUGUGAAGCCUAUUGCUUUAUUUGAAAUAUAAAUUCACUAUGCUGGUCUCAGCUUUCAUUUUAUUGACUGUCUGAAAGAUGCAUGUUACUCUAUUUUACAAUUCUUUCUCUCCUGUAAUCUGGGAGAUGCAUGUUGCUUUAUUUUACAAUUUUUUCUAAAUCAAAAAGGGUCCAAUUAACAAUAAUAGUUAUUUAUUUCAUGGUUAGGUUGAUGUUAUUUUGCAAUUGUUGAAAAUUAUUUCACUUGACAAAAUUAGUACCUCAUUAUUAUUACAUCUCAUUGUAAAAUUAAAACAUCUUUCAACACUUUUUGAUGCAUAAUUUCAGGCAUCUGGUAGUGACAUAUUUGACUUUAUCAACAUAAAACUUGGUGGCAAGAAAGGUGAUGUAUAAUUUCUCAGUUUUUGUUUCAAGAAAAUGUUUGGUAGUAAUUUUUAAAGGAUUACAAAAAAAAAGAAUCACAGAUUAGGCAAGAAGUCCUGGCUUUUAAGCUGUAGAUAUCCCUAUACUUGUAUCAAAAUUUAGUUCUUAAAAUUGGAAAUUUUCUGAGAAAAUCUUAUGAAUGCCAAUUAAAUGUAAAUUUACAUAUGCAAGAUAGCUAACUAUGUUGGGAUUUUCAAGGUUGCCCUAAUGUUUGAGAUCAGUGUCAACCAUGGCAAUCUUAUUAUCCUUAUCAAUUCAAUAUGAUGAUAAGAUUUAUUAUAUGCAGUGGGUAAUGGGUCACUUCCUCCUUCAGGAAAUAUUCAUGACAUAAGAGUUCCUGUUCCUGGGACAAGUGCAAGUGAAUUUGAGGUUAAAGACACAGGAAAGAAAAAGAAGGGAGAGGAUAAAAAUAUAAAUUGGAAUUUACAGGUGUGGUUUACAGUUGUACAAAUCAAGAGACAGAAAAUAUUACCACAGCUUAUCGAUAGAGUUGGAGGACAUAAUAUCUUCAUCUGAAGAGUCUUAGAUAUAUUUAGUGAACCAUAUUAUUUGUUAGUUGUAGACUACAUGUACAGAUUGUUAAAGAACUCUAAAUAUAUAUUGGAUAUUAUGAACUCUAAACAUCCUCUUGGAUGUUAUUUGAGGGGGGGGGACAGUACGGAAAGUCAUUUCUCUUCAUCAACAGAUCUCAGUUGGCCUUGCAGCUAAAAUACUCUCCUGUCUCCCAGUGUUAUUACCAUUUGUAAUAAUGAUAUAAUUUGUUUGUACUUAACCCUUUAACUCCCAGAUCAAAUUUGUAAUUCUCCUUACUAUCAACCACACAAUUCUUAAAAUGUUAGUUCAGAGAAUUUAGUAUUGGAUCAACUAAUUAUCCUCAAAAGGAUAUUUUUCUUUAUUCUCAUCACUUGUCUGGUUGAUAUUGUAUGGAUAUUGUAAGGAGAAAUUCUGUCUUGGUCACUCAUGUGAGUUAAAGGGUUAAGUGUUGCUAUUGUUACUUUAAUAAAUGCCUUCACAAAUGACAGAAUACAUGGUACUGUACAGUACAUAUGGAAGCAAUAACGAGAUAAUCACAAUACUAAAAGUAAUAUAUAAUUACAAUAAUAAAUAGUGUCAAACACUUAAUCUGAAAAGAAAAAACUUCAAGAUCAAGGGCUAGAAUAACAAAAUAUUGUGCGUUCAAGAAACAAUAUUAAAAGAAAAAAAACUGCUUGUAAAUGCAAUUUAAGUUUUUCCCAUUGUUGUUGUUUAGUUGUCUUAUUUUGUUUUGCUGCUAUUUGCCACUCUGUAUCUUAAGAAUAUGUUUAAAGAUGGAUUCUUAUCAAUCAAUUCGCAUUAUAACAUAGUGCAUAAAUUUGUCUAAUCAAAUUCAAUUGUGUGAGCAUGCUUCAUAUUCCUAUUGUGCACACUCAUGACGUCAGCAAAGAAAUCCCUUGAGAAAAAAAUUUUUACAACAUUUAAACCAUCGGGUUGAAAAUGUUAUAAAACAAUUGGUUCAUACAUCAGCUGUGCGUUCAUCGAGAUAUGAAGCACUUGUGAAGUUUGGAGAGCAUUCAAGAAGCUAGAGUUGCUCUCAGCUAUGCCUCGAGCAACUCUUAUGCAUCUUUCAUGCUCUCCAAACUUCCCGCAUGCUUCAUAUCUCGAUGAGCGCACGCUGACAAAUGAACCAAUUGUUAAUUUUAUAAAGAAAGAAUUUUUCCACAAGUAUAAAGUGAUUGAAGAUAACAUUGUCUUCACCUUUGCUAAACUCCCCAAAUUAGAUGGUGGUUUCCACCAUAUGUAAUUCUUUGGGAUGAUUUAAUAAUUUUGAGCUCUUUAAUAGUUCCAUUCAUUGUUGUCUCACCUAAUGAAAACAGUAUAUUAAAAUCAUAUUCUUGUUACCCAGUUAUUUAAGAUACAUGAGGAUAUAUCAGCUGUCAAGAAGCAGUUGAAGAAAGAAGAAAUGGCUCUGAGUAGACAUCAUGAAAAGUAAGUCUCCUUUCAGUUUAAAAAGUACAUGGGAAGAUGUUCUGUGCCAAAGAAUGAGAGAUGGGUGGUAAAAGAAAAACUUUUGCUUGUCUAGUAACAGAGGAAGGGGAUGACUUGCCAAGCUGCCACUGUAACAAGUUACACAUUACAUUGGCAACUAAAAGAGAAAGAUACCCACCACUUCUUAUGAUGUUCACAGAUGUGAUUACUUGUAACUGAAAACUUUUGGACAAAAUUUCAUCAAUGGUUUGUUUGUUAUAAUUUUUUAGGGAUAACAAAACAGCCUCGCACUUUAGAGGGAAAGUUGAAGGCAUCAAGGCACAUCUAUCUCGACUACAUGACAGAGAGAAACAUAUACAGCAGAAACUACAUCAUAGCAAGAACCAUAAAAAACUCACUGUGUUCUAAUGAUCUACACAUUCUGUAAACAAAAAUUGUAUACCUCUAAAAUAAUCACUAUAUGCCACAUGUCAACAAGUCUUAUUUUAUUGCAAUAGAUAGUUCUAAGAUUGAACCUUGGGGAUGCAGACACAUGGACAGUUCUUUUUCUAUACCAGGCAACAUUUAUGAGUAGAAGGCAAGAUCUUCAGAGUGCCAAUCAUAUGUAAAAGUCUACAUAAGUGUCACAAGACAUAGAGAAAAUUCCUGUAGAUGUUCCAAAAAAUUUUGAAGGUGCCUUGGAGAGUUGAUCCCAACAGGUCCUAGAGAACUCUGGGUGAAGAAAUGUUGUAAUUAUUUUAAUGUUAAGGAAACAUACCCUGUCCAUCUAUAACAUUGAUUUAAGGUUCAAACUAUGUCAGAGGCUGUGAUAGCUUUAAUUUCUUUUAAAUGAAUGAAUAACUUUAUUCAUAGAGGGAGACACAAUAACCUUUUACAGUUUUCUAACUUAUGGCCCUCUCUUGCCAGGUGUAAGCUUGCCCAAGCUCAUACAUCUUAAUCUACUGGUGGAAGAGUUCUGUAGGAAGAUAGAAGAUUCUGAGCUUGUUUUACCAAAAUUAGACUUCACUAAUGUAUUAAAUUUACACGUCUUGCUUAUUUGUUGCAUUGGUUGUAGUGUUGAAAUGAGUAUUAUUGAAAUAGGCCAGGUUUAUGACCAUGGAGCAAUGUCAUGUAGGAUGUCAGAAACAUUCAAUUCCAAACUAACAUGAGCUUUUCAAUAUCUUACACUAACUAAAGAUAGCUGGAAUGAAUUCAAUCUACUUCCUCAGCAUGUGUAGACUUGGAUAUUUUCUUCAAUAUUUCACACAAAAUCGUUACAGAAUACCAGUCUUCCUUGUAACAAUCAAGUUCACAGCUAUAGCUUGGGUACAGUAGACAUUUCCUAUUUCCAUUUUAUAACUCAGAAAGAUAUCUCUAUGUUUGAAGACACUGGAUGUCAUCUAAGAAUAGACCAGUGAAAUGAUACAUAUGGAAAGUCAAUUCAAAUUUUUUACCUCAAAUUCCAAAUAAAAAUUGACAAAAAGAAGAAAUCUCCUCUUUAAGUAUCUGGUCUGCUGACCACCUUAUGAGAAUAAAAAAAAAAAUAGAAUAAUGAAAUCUCAAGUCAGUGUUUUCAAGGUGUAUGUUUGUAUUUUUGUUGCUCAGAAAGGUCAGUCAACAAUUCCUGGUAUGGCCUCAGAAAAAGCUCUGUAUGUUAUAUUAUCUCCACAAGAGAAAUAAAUCACACUGCAGUGGUACUCAAAUAAUUAAAAAUUAAGUCUCUCCACAUAAACAACGU
Messenger RNA from Pocillopora meandrina, 11004 nucleotides. The record is from the annotation of a GenBank genome assembly. NCBI's taxonomy places the organism in Eukaryota, Metazoa, Cnidaria, Anthozoa, Scleractinia, Pocilloporidae.